AUGGCAGCCCAGGAGCGCGCAGAAGGCGCUUCAGGGAACACUACAUCAUCGGGGCAAGAUCCUGUGUAUCCUCUGCCAGAAGGAAACCAUGAACAAGUGAGUGCUGAUAGGGAGCAGUUUGAUCGGGCGCUCAAGCGCGUGCAUGAGUACUUCGGCAUUACAGACAAGGUUCCCAGGGUCGGGGGCCGAGAACUAGACUUGCACCAAUUGUACUGCAACGUCACAGCGCUAGGCGGAUGUGCACAGGUCAUUGCCAAGAAACAGUGGCGGGAUGCUGCGGAGUCAUUCAAGUAUCCAGAUACCAUCACAAGCGUCUCAUUCACGCUGCGCAAGGCCUACUCGCAGCUCCUCUGGGACUUCGAGCAGAUAUAUUUCUUCGAGGUCAGCACCAUCCCACCUGUUCAGCUGCCUUUACACCCUGCUGUCCUGCAGACGAAGAACUCGAGUCGUGUUACAGCGUGUGAUAUGCGCUGGGACCAAUCGCUCAUGUCACAUGCGGUGGGCACGCAGGGGACGGUGACGCUGGACGGCCGGUUCGACUGCGGCUAUUUUGUGACGGUGCACAUCGGACGGGAGGAGUUCCGGGGGAUGCUCUACUACCCGCCCCACGAGCCGGCAGAAGUGAGCAUGUCUGCGCUUGAGUCAUCAAAUGGGCGCGACCCGAACGUGCCCAAGCCCAAUCGGACGCCGUUCAAUUUUUUCAGUGCAGAUGCGCGGCCCAGGGCUAAGGCCGCGUUCCCUGAGCUCCCACAGCCUGAGAUCACCAAAAAGGUGGGCGAGAUGUGGCAGACCUCCAGUGAGGAGGACAAGGCGCCCUUCAAAGCCAUGGCCCAGGCCGACAAAGACCGAUACCUGGGAGAAUUAGAGGCCCACAACUACAGGUGGGGCAAUCGAUCAAUCUGA
Messenger RNA from Coccomyxa subellipsoidea C-169, 903 nucleotides. RefSeq names its product ARID-like protein. Gene Ontology annotation, molecular function: DNA binding. The transcript is spliced from 5 exons. The coding region runs from base 1 to 903 and encodes 300 amino acids. NCBI's taxonomy places the organism in Eukaryota, Viridiplantae, Chlorophyta, Trebouxiophyceae, Coccomyxaceae. The record is from RefSeq and is a predicted model, not a curated record.